GAUUGUAAAAACUACCAACUUCUUUCUCCUUUAAUUUUCUCAUUUUCUUUAUCUCUCUUGUGCUCUCAUAAGAUGAAGUGAAAGCCUCAAUGCAAAGAAAUAAAACCAAAGAAAAAUAAAAAUAAAAGAUGAAUGUUGCAGCAAGCUUUGAGGCAGAAGAUUCUGAGUUUAUAGAAGUUGAUCCUACUGGAAGAUAUGGAAGAUACAAUGAAAUUCUUGGCAAAGGAGCUUCUAAGACAGUAUAUAGAGCAUUUGAUGAGUAUGAUGGAAUAGAAGUGGCAUGGAAUCAAGUAAAGCUUUAUGACUUUUUGAAAAAUCCUCAAGACCUUGAGAGGUUAUACUGUGAAAUUCAUCUUCUCAAGACAUUGAAGCAUAAGAACAUCAUGAAGUUUUACACUUCUUGGGUUGAUACUACUAAUAGACACAUUAAUUUUGUUACUGAGAUGUUCACCUCCGGUACUCUAAGACAGUACAGACUUAAACAUAAAAGAGUUAACAUAAGAGCUGUUAAGCAUUGGUGCAGGCAGAUUUUGGAAGGUCUCCUCUAUCUCCAUAGCCAGGACCCACCUGUGAUCCAUAGAGAUCUCAAAUGCGAUAACAUUUUCAUCAAUGGUAACCAAGGAGAAGUCAAAAUCGGUGAUCUUGGCCUCGCUGCAAUUCUCCGCAGAUCGAAUGCUGUUCACUGUGUUGGAACACCCGAGUUUAUGGCUCCGGAAGUGUAUGAAGAACAUUACAACGAAUUGGUUGACAUAUACGCUUUCGGAAUGUGUAUAUUGGAGAUGGUUACCUUUGAAUAUCCUUAUAGCGAAUGUAACCAUCCUGCUCAAAUUUACAAAAAGGUUGUCUCGGGGAAAAUGCCAGAAUCAUUUUACAAAAUAAAUGAUCAAGAGGUUAAGCAGUUUGUAGAGAAAUGCUUGGCAACUGUUUCCCUUAGGCUUUCAGCUAGGGAACUCUUAGAUGACCCUUUUCUCCAAAUUGAUGAUUAUGGAUCUGACUUGAAAGAAGUUCAGUAUCAAAGAGGUUGCUAUGAAGAAACACCAACGAUUCGACAAACUGUGAAUGGAAGUUAUAGCAAUAACUUAAUGAGUUUGUACACUGAUAAUUCUGGUGGUUAUCAAAAUGAUUUUGAUCUCUUUGAUUGUGAAGAGGAUGAUAAUUUGGAUAAAGUUGAUACCUCGAUCAAAGGUAGGAGAAGAGAUGAUGGCGUCUUUCUUAGAAUCAGAAUACCAGAUAAAGAAGGUCGAGUUCGAAACAUCUACUUCCCGUUCGACACGGAGACUGAUACUGCAUUGAGUGUUGCGUAUGAAAUGGUAGCCGAGCUUGACAUAACUGACCAAAAUUUAACAAAAUUAGCGAAUAUGAUAGAUAAUGAAAUUGCAAAUUUGGUACCGGGAUGGAAAAUUGGACCAAGAAUAGAUGAAGUUUCAGAAGCUUCAAGUGCAAGUUUCUGUCUCAACUGUGCUGCAAACAAUACCUUAGUUGAUUAUGUAUCAUCGAAUAAUCCAUGUGCCAAGAAUCUUCAAUUUUUCCAUUGUUCUAAAAACGGAUGUGCCGCGGUUCACGGCCGAUUCGAGGAGAUUACGUAUCAAUACGAAGGGUCUGCCAACACUGCUACAGAAGCUGAACCACCAAGUCAAUCCAAUGGCAUUCAUUAUGCUGAUAUCUGGGGUCAGCGAGACGAACAACAGUCAAAUCAUGAAGGAUUGAAAGACAUUCAUUGCGACGAUUCUCAUGAGAAAUCUAAACUAUCACUCAUAAAAGAGGAUGAAGAGGAGAAUAAUGUUGAUGCAGAUGACCAAAUUUAUCUUAAUACCAAAAAGCCUCCUUCUAGCCCUGCAGCUUCAGAAUGUUCAUUAUUCUUGGACUACGAAAACGAUAUAAGGCAUGAACUUCGAUGGCUCAAAGCAAAGUACCAAAUGCAUUUAAGAGAUCUUAGAGGCCAUCAACUAGGUAGUAGUACUAAACCAAAAUCUACUUGCACAUCUCCUGAAACUAUAAAACUAGAGCAUGGAAAAAAUGGAUUUCUGAGACCACCAGCUAAAUUGCAAAACAAUAACUCAUUAUCGAUAGACGUUGAUGCUGCAAAGUGCAACACUCUGAAUGACCAAAUUAUUCCAAGUAUUGCUUGUGAUACAAGUCAGCUUAACAAUUCUCAACAAAUGGUCACGGCCAAGGAUUUCUUCGCAGGAGCCUUGCUUCCAAACUCGCUUCAAAGGGCAACCUCGCUUCCAGUCGAUGCAGUUGAUGUCUAGAUAGAAUCUGGAAAUAUGUUUUCUCAUCAGAAGAGGGCACCAGCGUAAAAAUACUUAUAAGGAUCACCUUGUUUGUAGCGUAGUACAUGUUUGGAUUUGCAGUGAAUUUGGCGAAAUCUGCGAAAUCAUGUUGGCACUGUGGUUUUGGAUACACUUUGGUUCCGCUAAGAUCACCGUAAAUCCAAACACCUUGUCAAAGAGGUCACUUGACAAGGUAUGAGAAAAUGUCAGAUGUAAAUCAUAGUAGACUAACAGAAUCACAUAAAUGUAAUCAAGUUUUUCUGCUAUAUAGUAUAAUGUUUUCAAGAGGCUAGACUUAGUUGAUAAUAUCAUGCUUUAUUUGAUUAUAUUAUGACAAGUUUUUCUUUAAUAUACAAGUUCUUAUCUAUUUAUUUAUGUUAAUUUUU
Vicia villosa (hairy vetch) is the source of this 2659-nucleotide messenger RNA. Its product is annotated as probable serine/threonine-protein kinase WNK9. Gene Ontology annotation, cellular component: cytoplasm. Gene Ontology annotation, biological process: protein phosphorylation; intracellular signal transduction. Gene Ontology annotation, molecular function: ATP binding; protein serine/threonine kinase activity. The record is from RefSeq and is a predicted model, not a curated record. The coding region runs from base 129 to 2252 and encodes 707 amino acids. Lineage: Eukaryota; Viridiplantae; Streptophyta; Magnoliopsida; Fabales; Fabaceae. The transcript has 7 exons.